Messenger RNA from Sarcophilus harrisii (Tasmanian devil), 2118 nucleotides. It is a transcript of the gene NUDCD1, whose product is annotated as NudC domain containing 1. The record is from RefSeq and is a predicted model, not a curated record. Lineage: Eukaryota; Metazoa; Chordata; Mammalia; Dasyuromorphia; Dasyuridae. The transcript has 10 exons. The coding region runs from base 45 to 1799 and encodes 584 amino acids.
UGCACUUUUAAAGUUGAGAGCCGCGCUCCAUCUGACGUGGAGUGAUGGAAGUAGCGGCGAAUUGCUCUUUGCGCGUGAAGCGGCCUCUGCUGGACCCGCGCUUCGAGGGCUACAAACUCUCCCUGGAGCCUCUGCCCUGUUACCAGCUGGAGCUGGACUCAGCUGUGGCAGAAGUAAAGCUCAGAGAUGAUCAGUAUACAUUGGACCACAUGCGUGCCUUUGGCAUGUUUAAUUACCUUCAUUGUGAUGCAUGGAAUCAAGAUAAUAUCUACUUCGUUGAUCAGCUUGGAAGAAUUAUGAACUUAUCAGUCACAUUGGACACUGCCUUAGGAAAACCAAGAGAGGUUUUCAGACUUCCCACAAAUUUAACAGCUUAUGACAACCGUCUUUGUGCAUCUCUUCACUUUACAUCUUCUACCUGGGUUACACUGUCAGAUGGAACAGGAAGAUUAUAUCUUAUUGGAACUGGAGAACGUGGAAAUGGUACUUCUGAAAAAUGGGAGAUUGUGUUUAAUGAAGAUCUUGGAGAACCAUUUGUUAUACUUCACAGUAUUUCCAUUAUUAAAUCUGGAGACCAUUCAAUAACUACCUUACUUCUUCGAGUUGAGAAAGAAGAAUUAGAUCGUAAAGGAAGUGGCUUCUAUGUUUCUUUAGAAUGGGUUACUAUCAGUAAGAUAAAUAAAGAGAUUCAAAAGUAUGAAAUUACUGAACGUAAAGUACUCCAUGGUAAAUCAGUUCCACAUUAUGCUGCUAUUGAGCCUGACGGCAAUGGUCUAAUGAUUGCCUCCUGCAAAUCCUUCAGAUUUGUUCAUGAUGAAAAGCAAAGUGAAGAAAAUAAAGAAGAUAAUCUGACAGAUAACAAUAAAGCAGAACCUUUGUAUUACUGGCAGCAGACUGAAGAAGAUUUGACAAUAAUAAUACAGCUUUCAGAAAACAUUUCUAAAGAGGACAUUGAAGUACGGUUUUCCCCUGAUCAUAUCAGUAUUGCCUUAAAAAAGCAACCAUGUUUGGAAGGAAAACUCUAUUCUUCUGUUGAUCAUGAAAGUAGUACUUGGAUAAUUAAAGAAAAUAAAAGUCUGGAGGUGUCUUUGAUUAAGAAGGAUGAAGGACUAACAUGGCCAGAGCUAGUAUUAGGUGAUGACCGAGGAGAAUUCUUAAGAGAUUCAGCCCAGUGUGCUGCCAUAGCUGAACGUUUGAUGCAUCUGACUUCUGAAGAACUGAAUCCAGAUCCAGAUAAGGAAAAACCACCAUGUAAUGCUCAAGAAUUAGAAGAGUGUGAUACUUUCUUUGAAGAGAGCUCUACUUUAUGCAGAUUUGAUGGCAAUACUUUGAAGACCACUCAUGUGGUGAAUCUUGGAAGCAAUCAAUAUCUUUUUUCAGUCUUAGUGGACCCCAAAGAAAUGCCUUGUUUCUGUUUGCGUCAUGACGUAGAUGCCCUACUUUGGCAACCACACUCUAGCCAGCAAGAUGAAAUGUGGGAGCACAUUGCAACUUUCAAUGCUUUAGGCUAUGUCCAAGCAUCAAAGAGAGACAAGAAGUUUUUUGCUUGUGCUCCCAAUUACUCCUAUGCUGCCCUUUGUGAGUGCCUGCGUCGAGUGUUCAUCUAUCGCCAACCCACAGCCAUGUCCACUGUGCUGUAUAACAGAAAGGAAGGAAGACAAGUUGGACAGGUUGCUAAGCAGCAGGUAGCCAGCCUAGAAACCAACGAUCCUAUUUUGGGGUUUCAAGCUACAAAUGAGAGAUUAUUUGUCCUUACUACAAAAAACCUCUUUUUAAUAAAGGUAAAUACAGAAAAUUAAUGCCAACAUGCUGGCUUCUCUGUACUUGAGAAAAGUUGAGAAUAUCUAGAAGGCUAAAAAAAAAAAAAAAAAAAGCUAGACUGAGUGCUAUUGAUUUUAAUGUAAAAAAAAUUGUACUGUAUGAAGUUUUAUUUUUUAAAAGGUUGUUUUCACUGUACAUAUUCAGUAGAUUUUUAAUUCUCUGAAAAUUGUGUGAACUGUUUCGGUUUCAGUGUAAGUUACAGACUUAAGGGAAAUGACCUUUGUAGAAAAUACAAGAAUGUGAACUAUAUGUAUGUAUAUGUGUAUGUGUGUGUGUGUGUGUGUAUAUAUACACACA